CCUGGAUACAAUUCUGAAUAAACACUGAACAUUCUCCACGAGCACUACUGCCUGUUUGAUACCUUUGAUUUAUUUUAUUAUUCUCUUCAGUAUGUCUACUGCUGGGUUAUACUUUUAAAGUAUUCCGCCAGCAUGGCUCAGCUCCUCGAUAAUCUAGCGUCCUGGCUCCCUUUGCGUAUUUUGUAUUUGUGGGAAUUAAGCGACUCUUUCUAUUAGAAGAUUCCAUAGACUGUAUACAUCUGAAGGAUAUCACCCUGACUUAAGACGAUGUUGGCAGAUCUACCCUCUGAGAUUAUCUACGAAAUUGCAACACAUCUCCUGACAGCAAGUGCUUUGGCGAGCCUGUCUCAGACGUGUCGUCGGCUGAACCAGAUCGUUACCGCGGAGGACUCUCGUAUUUUCCGAGCGCUUGUCAAGAGCCGGUUCCCGUAUAUCCAGACGCCUUCCUUCUGGAGGGAUGCAGCGCAGGCCCUGACGGCUCGCUCCCGGGCGCUGGACAGACACGCUGUGAUAGCUCGGUUUGUGCUUCCGGCUGAGGAUGCGGUGAAGAUUGGGUCCCAUCGGGCGACUCGACGAGACAAUCCGACGCUUGGUUACCGCCCGGCGAUCGACUCUUACGAGUUGUGGACUGGCGGGAAAUGGGCUGAUAAGCGUGAGGUGGUGGCGUGGGGAGCAGCAGAUGAGUUGAUGAUCCGAAUCAAAGAGUCGGGUGCAAGCGCUGGGGAGAAAUGGCUUGUCUUCAAUGACCUGGAUCAUAUCAGCAGCUACGACGAUAUCUGCGGUGUUCACCUGCUCAAACCGACUCAUCACAGCGCCCGGGAGGAUGGACACGAACACUUGAUUUUCGGUCGUGUGCGUGGGGAUCUUGUGCAUCUGGCCGUCUCGCCGGAGGAGAAGACACACGAGUAUCGUCAGAAGUUCGUCACACACGGACAGGAGCUCGUCAGAACUGACCUCAGUAAUGGAAACGAGCCCAUCUUGGCGGCCCAUUUCGACAACGGCUCCAUUGGGCUUUACCAUACAGUCUCCGAGGAGGCUGAAGUUGAACCCUUUGGGUCCCUCCGGCUCGAGUCCGCAGACAGCGGCACUCGCCAUGGAUAUUCGAAAUUUCUCUCGCCUAGUCGAAUCGCCGUGGGGACCGGUGGUCUAAUGAACUCAUUGUCGAUCUGCACGAUCACGCCUGAGACGGUGUCAGUGUGCCGCGAGAUUGGUGUCGAGUCCUUAGACCUGGAAGAACGUGCUGGUAUGUCCUGGAAAGCCACUGUGAGUGGCAUAGCGCCUCUCACUUGCCAGACAGCAGGCGGGGCUUCUGGAGACGUGUUCCUGGCGGCAUGGGGAGACCGGGCUAUCCGAGUCCAUGACCUUCGCUCCCCGGAACCCUUUGUUUCAACCUACCGUGACGAGACAGACAAUAACCCGGUAUACAGCCUCCAACCAUUCGGCCACGACCGGUUUCUAGUGGGAGCAGGAGGCGACUCGGUGUUGAAGAUAUUCGAUCUCCGCAUGCAAACCACUUGCAAGCAUCUUGAUUCCCAACAUGGUCUCGGGCUUCCACCUCCAACCCCCUCCAGCAGGAUGUCUUCAAUGGCGGACGGACCGCGGAAUCGGAAUCCCGGCUCACGCAAGAAUUUCUCGCUCUUCCUAUCCUACAACCCCCCCGUGAAUGGACGCGGGAUCCAUUAUCAAAGGAGACGCCAUCGCACUUCUAACGAUCGAUCCUACCGGGGUCCAAUCUACACCUUGUCCUCGCCCUCCCCAUCCUCGCCGACGAUCUACGCAGGAAUCAUAGAUGGCGUCUUGCAGCUCGACUUUGCCUCGGCAGACGACCUGACAGGAUCUUGCAGAAAAUGGUACGAAGACAAUCUCUCCCUGAAUCUGGACUGGAGCAGAUCUGCGCCCUUGCGGACGAAAAUCCUCGAUUUAUCGGGUUACGAGCGCCCCGACGCAGACGACCUUACCACCACGUCUAGAUUGAGGACGCAGCGGCCAUUCGAGUCUUUGGAAGCGGCCGAGACGGAGUCCGGUUGGGAUCAAAGAUGGGAGCCUUUAGAUGAUGGAGCGUGGAGGCGACGUGCCCAAGAUAAAUAGUUUUACUUGAUAUACAUGGAUGCUCAUGUUAGGUGCAUAGGAAAAGCAUAGCGUAGAAAUGACAG
Molecule: messenger RNA, 2153 nt
Organism: Penicilliopsis zonata CBS 506.65
Lineage: Eukaryota; Fungi; Ascomycota; Eurotiomycetes; Eurotiales; Aspergillaceae
Exons: 3
Coding region: 268-2088 (606 amino acids)
Molecular function (GO): protein binding
Source: RefSeq, a predicted model, not a curated record